Molecule: messenger RNA, 2031 nt
Organism: Anoplophora glabripennis (Asian longhorned beetle)
Lineage: Eukaryota; Metazoa; Arthropoda; Insecta; Coleoptera; Cerambycidae
Exons: 3
Coding region: 1-2031 (676 amino acids)
Cellular component (GO): nucleus
Molecular function (GO): DNA binding
Source: RefSeq, a predicted model, not a curated record
AUGACAGCCGAAGAAUAUCUGCAGCGUUUUGAUGAUGAUGGAUAUGGCAGUGGUUUAGAAGAAAGAUGUAAAUAUGCCACAAGGCAAGUGUUUUCAAUGUCACAAGAAGAUAGGCUGGUUAAGUAUAUAAAAAAAUGUUCAAACAUGAAUUAUGGUUUGACAUUCGAACAAAUCAAAGUUCUAGUAUACGAUUACGCAAAGAUGCUGCCAAAUUGCAAUUAUCCUCAAAGCUGGAACUCUAAGAAGAAAGCAGAUACGGACUGGCAGUAUAGUUUUAUGAUAAGGAAUUCAACCUUAGCAUUAAGAAAGCCAGAAAGCACAAGUUUAGCUAGAGGGUUAGGUUUUAGUAAAGUCAAAGUGGAAGAAUUUUUUACCAACUACAAAAAUGUUUUGGAGAGGUAUCAGUUUACUCCUGAUCGAAUCUUCAAUUUAGAUGAAACUGGGGUAACCACAGUCCUACGGCCACCAAGGGUUGUGGCUCCGAAAGGGAAAAAACAAAUUGGUCUUAUAGCCUCGGCUGAGAGGGGAGAACUAGUUACCUGUGUAGGAGUCAUUAGUGCUACAGGAAAUGCACUUCCACCCGUUUAUAUAUUUCCAAGAGUUAGAAACAUAGACGAUUAUUUGGAGAACGGUCCAGCUUUAAGUGCAGCAUUUGGCAAUAAGUCAGGGUGGAUGACAGGAGAUUUAUUUAUUAAAACUUUGGAGCAUAUUGUAAAACAUACAAGUUGCAACAAAGAAAACAAAAUUUUGCUCCUCAUGGAUAAUCAUGAAUCGCAUACAACGUUAGCAGCUAUACUUUACGCAAGAGAAAAUGGGAUUGUUCUUCUUUCUUUCCCACCGCACACGUCUCAUAAACUCCAACCUCUUGAUGUUGGAGUUUAUGGACCUUUUAAAGGCAAAUGCGCUGUCUCUUUAAACGACUGGAUGUCGAAUAAUCCUGGCAAAACAGUUUCGGUAAAACAUAUUGCUAGAAUCACAAAAAAACCGUAUUUAGAAGCUUUUACACCAAGCAAUAUUACUAAUGCGUUUGAAAAAACGGGUAUUUGGCCACAUAAUUCCUCACCUUUUAACGAUGAAGACUUCGAUGCUACUUUGGUCUACAAUGAUCAUGGGCAGCAAUCGAAAACAGAGAGAGUUUCUGAAGAACAAUUAAAUCGUGAAUCUGAAGAACCAAAUUUGUAUGGAGAUACAAAUAUGUCCAAUAAAAUUGCAGAAAAAGAUUUUAGAAAUCAACCGUCAACUUCGAAAGAAGCAGUAAUCUUACCAGUUCCAGUUCAAGAUGGGGAACAAACUAAAUUAUCAAAACCAUACAUAUUAAGUCCUGAAGCUGUUAGGCCCCUUCCUAAAGUUAAGAAGGAAAUAAAAACUGUAGGAAGACGACCAAAAGCAAAUCAAGGAAAAUCGAGAAUUUAUACAGAAACCCCAGAAAAAAUAAGGUUGGAGGAAAUUGAAGAAAUUAAAAUGGAAAAACAGAAACAAAAGUCUGAUAGACAAAAAAGAAAAUUGAAACGAUCUUCUAAGAAUAUAGAAUCUCCAAGCUGCAGCGAUUUCGUAAAAAUUAAAAAAAUUAAGCAGGUCAAAAGGAAAGUAUUACUUGAUAGCUCAAGUAGCGAGUCAUCUAAUUCAGAUUUUGAAUGCAGUAGCGAUUCCGAUGUCAACUUAAGUUUUGGGUCUUUACAAGAAGAUGAUAAUAUAGAAAUAAGUAGUUUUAUCUUAGUAAAAUUUGUUUCCCAAGGUAGUGCUCUGCAUUACAUUGGGUGUGUACAAAGUACUGUUUCUGAAAAUUCAUAUCAAGUUAAAUAUCUCAGGCGUAGAGAUUUAUACCAAGAGGCCGUCACCGCUGCCGCCGCCGCCCCCCGCAGCCCGCUGCCGGCUUCCAGCAUCGUAGGCCGUAUCCGGCCGCCCGCUGCCCCCUAUGACGCAGGCAUCGCGCUGCCGCCACCCGGAGCCGGCACCCCGCUGCCCCCCUCGCACGUCUGCACCCCGCUGCCCCCCGCCGCUGCUCAUGCACGCACCUGGUGCCGCCUCUGA